Cololabis saira (Pacific saury) is the source of this 1941-nucleotide messenger RNA. It is a transcript of the gene sars1, whose product is annotated as seryl-tRNA synthetase 1. The transcript is spliced from 11 exons. Gene Ontology annotation, biological process: seryl-tRNA aminoacylation. NCBI's taxonomy places the organism in Eukaryota, Metazoa, Chordata, Actinopteri, Beloniformes, Belonidae. Gene Ontology annotation, cellular component: cytosol. Gene Ontology annotation, molecular function: tRNA binding; serine-tRNA ligase activity; ATP binding. The coding region runs from base 68 to 1618 and encodes 516 amino acids. The record is from RefSeq and is a predicted model, not a curated record.
GGACCUGGCAACCCGCCCCGGACCUGGCAACCCGCAGCUCAUUCAGCCCGGACCGCAGCGUGGAAACAUGGUGCUCGACCUGGACCUGUUCCGGACGGACAAAGGCGGCGACCCCGAGGCCAUCCGAGAGACGCAGAGGAAAAGGUUCAAGGAUGUGACUCUGGUGGACAAACUGGUCUCCGCGGACUCGGAGUGGAGGAAAUGCCGCUUCACUGCAGACAACCUCAACAAAGCCAAGAACCUCUGCAGCAAGAGCAUCGGGGAGAAAAUGAAGAGGAAGGAGCCGGUCGGGGAGGACGGGUCGGUACCGGAGGAGGCCCAGAACCUGGAGUCGCUGACGGCUGAGACGCUUUCGGCUCUGACGGUGACGCAGAUCAAGAAGGUGCGCGUCCUGGUGGACGAGGAGGUGGAGAAGACGGACAGGGAGAGGAUGAGGCUGGAGGCCGAGCGCUUCGAGUACCUGAGGGAGAUCGGCAACCUGUUGCACCCGUCCGUGCCCAUCAGCAACGACGAGGAUGCAGACAACAAGGUGGAGCGGACCUGGGGCGACUGCAGCGCGCAGAAGAAGUACUCGCACGUGGACCUGGUGGUCAUGAUCGACGGCUUCGACGGCGAGCGGGGAGCCGUGGUGGCCGGGAGCCGAGGCUACUUCCUGAAGGGCCCGCUGGUGUUCCUGGAGCAGGCUCUGAUCAGCUACGCCCUCCGGAUCCUCCACAGCAAGGAAUACACCCCGCUCUACACGCCCUUCUUCAUGAGGAAGGAGGUGAUGCAGGAGGUGGCGCAGCUCAGCCAGUUCGACGAUGAGCUCUACAAGGUGAUCGGGAAGAGCAGCGAGAAGUCUGACGAGGGUGGAGUGGACGAGAAGUACCUGAUCGCCACCUCGGAACAGCCCAUCGCCGCCUUCCUGCGGGAGGAGUGGCUGAAGCCCGAGGACCUGCCCAUCCGCUACGCCGGCUUCUCCACCUGCUUCCGGCAGGAAGUGGGUUCCCACGGCCGCGACACCCGCGGCAUCUUCCGGGUGCACCAGUUCGAGAAGAUCGAGCAGUUCGUCUACGCCUCGCCGCACGACGGGAAGUCGUGGGAGAUGUUUGACGAGAUGAUCGGGACGGCCGAGGAAUUCUACCAGUCGCUGGGAAUCCCGUACCGCAUCGUGAACAUCGUCUCUGGUGCCCUGAAUCACGCCGCCAGUAAGAAGCUGGACCUGGAGGCCUGGUUCCCCGGCUCGGGGGCCUUCCGGGAGCUGGUCUCCUGUUCCAACUGCACGGACUACCAGGCCCGGCGCCUCCGCAUCCGCUACGGCCAGACUAAGAAGAUGAUGGACAAGGCCGAGUUUGUGCACAUGCUGAACGCGACCAUGUGUGCGACGACCCGCGUGAUGUGCGCCAUCCUGGAGAACUACCAGACAGACGAAGGCAUCGUGGUUCCGGACAUUCUCCGGCCGUUCAUGCCUCCCGGUUUGACGGAGAUCAUCAAGUUCGUGAAAGCCGCCCCCAUCGACCAGGAGAUGUCCAAGAAGGCGAAGAAGCAGCAGGACGGAGGGGGGAAGAAGAAGAAGCAGGGAGGGGGGAACCAGAACCUGCCCAACGCCAUGGAGAACAUGUGCGUCAACGACUCGUAGACGCCGCCUCGCAUCAGCAGCGCCGCCUCUUCGCCUCUCCGCCUCGCAGACAUUAAGAUCGGGGUCCGGUUCCCUCCUGCAUAAGUUACACUGAUAAAGGGACCCCCCCUCGUCCACUUCUGUCACUCACAGUCUGAAAUGACUUGAAAGACCAUGAAAGACCAUGUGACUCUGCAUUUGUCAUCACAAUAAUCAUAGAUCUCUGUCCGGACACUCGCAAGUUAAAGAUGAACAUAUAUUAUAUAUAUAUGAUGCGCAUGGAGGAAGUGGCACUCGCUGCAAACAAUAAUAAAUACUGUUGAUAUGGAAGCUCUCUGUGUGUU